ACACACAAAAUAAAAACAAGAUCGACGUAAACAAAUGUUGAUACAAAAAACUAACAUCGAAAUUCUGUAUGUGUGUGUAGUCGAAUCACGAUCUAUGUUGGAAGGAUUGUUUAUGUUGCCUAAUUUUAUACCGAUUGCCUCCCGUGAUGAACGGGGUUCAUCAAAAAGUUGUCUUCACGAAUAUCAGUUUCUUAACAAAUAACAGGGGAAGAAAAUCGUUCAGAUGCGCGUCGAAGACCGGGUGCAGAGUUAAUUAGUACGAUAGAACGAUCGCUUUGACUGUAUGCUGAACUUCGCUGAUCGUUGAUUAUGAUUUCUAUAUCUGGUCACUAAGCUAAGAAAGUUCACAGUUUGUGUUCUUUGCCAUUGUAUGAGCUGCGUUGUCUGUCGGUUUCUUCCAUGGACGUGUAUGGAUAUUCGUGGUUUCUUCUAAGGUAUUUAUAAUUGAAGCCAGAGGUUGGGUGUUUACUGAUCGACUUCUUGGAGUUAGUCUUUCAGUUGAUAUUCCAAGAGGUAACCGUUUCCUUUUAUAGUUUGCUUGUUUCCUGCAUAUGGAUUAUCUUGCUCAGUUUAACUACGGUUCAGAGUUUCAAGUUACAGGAUUUUAUCAUAGGAUUGGCGCAGAAAAUGAGUCAUCAGUAACAGGAAUUCACAACCGUGUCUUUCGCAAAUAUUUUUGUUCAUGUAGCUUAAGAUUUCUGAUAUGAUCCACUGCAGAGACUGAGUCAAAAGUUCUGAUGGUAAUGAUGUCUUUCUUAAAAUCACUUUUCUCUGUAAGCAAUGAUGCUGGACAGUUUGGAUCAGAUCAGGAAGUUGUAGAAGGGGGAAAACCAUAUAAAGCUGCAGCUGAUGGUGUUUUUGAUGUGGGUGCUCUGCCUGCUGAGUUACUUCUCUACAUUCUGUCAUGGGUACCUGCAGUGGAUCUCGUGAAGAUUUGUAGUCAAGUAUGCAAACAAUGGUGUGAAAUCUCUAGAAGUACCAGCCUGUGGAAGAUAAAAUGUUUGAGAGAGAGAAAAUACAUACCACAUCUCAUGGGACCACCUCCUGAAGACUUUAUGAAGUUCUACUUCCUCUCUCCUUACACUCGGAAUCUCCUGCACAAUGACCGGGCUUUAGAAGAGUUUAAAUACUGGAGAAGGACAGAUAGAAAUCACCUAAUAGUUGAAGAUUCACCAGAAGGUUCCAAACCCAUCCAGAAUUACAUACAGAUAAAUGGUCCUGUGAAGAACUGGGUUACAUCAUAUGUGAAAAGCUCAAUAGAACAAGUAGUCAGUCUGUUGGAAGAAGGAUGUUUAAGAGAACUCUUAGAUGAUGUGAAGCCAGAUAUCUAUAUUUCAGUCUGGUGUGCUGCUCGCUGGGACUGUGGAAGCAUUUUUUUCUUCACUGCACAGCUGCUGAAUGAUGAGAAAAAUGUUCUAGCUGAAUUCUCUGAGGAAAAGAAUCUCAGCACCUUACGUGAAGACUGGCACAAGGUGGAACACACAUUCAAAGAUUACCCACCAGGUAUUCGCUACGUAAGGGUAAAUAUGGCAGGUGUGGACACACAGUUCUGGGCUGGACAUUAUGGGUCAAAGUUUACUCUUCCAUGUGUGAAAUUUGUCUUCCAGAAAAAUUAGAGCGAUUGAAGAGCAAGAAAAGUGUGACACAAACAGCACAAGAAAGCUAAAGAAUGUGUUUACCCAAUAGCAGGAGAGCACAAGGAAUGCUAAGGACAGCUUUCUGUUAAGCGGUGACAUCAUUUUGGACGGGAGGGGGUCGGGGAACAAAGACUACUGGCUUGGAUGUACAGACUGUAUAGGUUGUAUUGGUAUAGGCUGCACAACAGCCCUAGUGAACAUCUUUGUUCUGUCAUGCAUACCCACUUUUACGCAUUUGCACCCUUACUACAGCCUUCAUAUUCUACUUUGUCUUCGCUUGUAGUAAUAUACUUCCAUAAACAGUUCCAUUCCAUAAUGGUAGUCACUUGAGGAGAAUAGAUGGAUUGCCUUAUUAAAGAGAAAAGAGCCAUUGGCUCAGCAGGCUGAGUCUUGACUUGAAGCAAAAGCAGGAUAUCUAUCUGCUUCGAAGUUCUUGUCUGAAAGAUGAAUGAACAUAACAUUUUCUUUCAACAGCGAAUCUGCAGCGAUUAUCGACAAAACAUAUUAGGUAGCAUGCAAUUAAAGUAAAAGCAUAGUCUAAUUAUAUUUUUUCGGUUCAAGGUCUAAGAAUGAUUAAUAUGCUCUCAAGACUUUAUCCACCAAAAAUAAUUUCUUGAAUGAGACUAAAGAAGUUAUAAAGAGGUCAGUUGAAGGCACAGCUGUUGCUUCUUCUGUGAGAUGCUGGCUGAUAGCAAUAUAUUUGAUGACAAAAGACUGCAUAAUUCUGGGAUUUGAAUUAAAUUUAAGUAAACGUACUCAGCAAUUGUUCAACGUUCAUGAUGUAUGUGAUAUAUUGUCUAGUGAUAACAGUUUGGAUGGGGUGACAUUUUUUUGGCCUUAUAUCUCAGUAAAGCUCAGUGCCUGCUAUUAUUUUCCUGGUAAAUACACCCUAAAACCCCUCAUUUCCAAGAUGCACAGAGAUGUGGUGGUUUCAGCGAUGUGUUAAUUAGGUGCAUCUGUGUAGUGACGAGUUUGACCUUUUUCAGUGCAUGGUGAUUUUUGUUGACAUGUAUGUUGAGAAAAAAUGAUUAUGUGCCCAAAUUUUGAGAAAUAGCAUCUUGCACUGGGGUUCAUCCAAUCAUUAGUGAAAGACCAUUGCUAAUAUAUUACUGUAUGAAUUAAUGCUAUUUUGUGAUAUUCAUAUACAUAUGAUGUUAGACAUGUUCAUUACUAAACUACUUAUUAAUACAAUAUUUUCUGAGAAA
Messenger RNA from Pomacea canaliculata, 2842 nucleotides. RefSeq names its product F-box only protein 44-like. NCBI's taxonomy places the organism in Eukaryota, Metazoa, Mollusca, Gastropoda, Architaenioglossa, Ampullariidae. Gene Ontology annotation, cellular component: cytoplasm; SCF ubiquitin ligase complex. Gene Ontology annotation, molecular function: protein binding; ubiquitin protein ligase activity. The transcript has 6 exons. The record is from RefSeq and is a predicted model, not a curated record. Gene Ontology annotation, biological process: glycoprotein catabolic process; SCF-dependent proteasomal ubiquitin-dependent protein catabolic process. Bases 738 to 1616 code for a protein of 292 amino acids.